This is a messenger RNA of Dalotia coriaria, 1228 nucleotides long. RefSeq names its product Cyclin-dependent kinase 4 (gene Cdk4). Gene Ontology annotation, cellular component: nucleus; cytoplasm; cyclin-dependent protein kinase holoenzyme complex. Lineage: Eukaryota; Metazoa; Arthropoda; Insecta; Coleoptera; Staphylinidae. The record is from RefSeq and is a predicted model, not a curated record. Gene Ontology annotation, biological process: regulation of G2/M transition of mitotic cell cycle; protein phosphorylation; signal transduction. Gene Ontology annotation, molecular function: cyclin binding; cyclin-dependent protein serine/threonine kinase activity; ATP binding.
CUAUGAAACAAACCUUGUAUACAAUUCGCAUCAGCUCAAAACUGGUUUAUCGCAUGAAUGUACACACCUAGCAAACGUACGUUAAUGAAGAUUGUAUGCACUUGUAUGCACAAACUAAAAUAAAAUAAAAUAGGUACUUAUGACAUGCUACCAGUUGCAUUGGUUCCAACGGUUUUAACCGACUUCCAAUAGACUAACCUACAAUAACCACUUGUUGCUUCAUACAAACACUAAUCACACAAAAUAUAACACAAAAUCAAAAUGGAUAACAGAAAACCGAAUUCCUAUGAAGAGAUUGGCAUUAUUGGCACAGGUGCCUAUGGAAUGGUAUUCAAGGCUUAUGAUAAAAACACCAAUACCUAUGUUGCCCUCAAGAAAGUAAAGGUCCCACUGACUGAAGAUGGUGUCCCAAUGAAUACACUUCGAGAAAUAGCACUACUGAAACAACUAGACUCCCAUGAACAUCCCAACAUAGUAAGAUUACUGGAUGUUUGUCAUGGUCAAAAGCUAGUGAAUGAGCUAAUCAUGUUUCUGGUUUUUGAACACCUUGAAGAAGAUCUGGCUUCAUAUCUCAAUAAAAUACCCAAUAAACAUACUCUGGGAUCAGUCAGAAUCAGACAAAUGGCUGAAGAAAUCCUCAAAGGUGUAGAUUUCCUGCAUUCACACAGAAUUAUCCAUAGGGAUUUAAAACCACAGAAUAUUUUAGUCUCAAAUGGACAUUUAAAGCUGGCUGAUUUUGGUUUAGCUAAAAGUUAUGAUUUUGACAUGAAACUGACUAGAGUUGUGGUUACAUUAUGGUAUAGAGCACCAGAAGUGCUCUUGGAAGUAUCCUAUGCAAGUCCAGUUGAUGUCUGGUCAGUUGGAUGCAUUAUUGCUGAGCUAUAUUCAUUGACACCACUGUUUGUGGGCGAAUCCGAAAUUGAUCAGUUGAAUAAAAUAUUCAAAAUUUUGGGUAAACCAGAGGAGAGUGAAUGGCCUGCUGAGAAUCCAGUACAAUAUAAUUCAUUUGAGGUGAAGAAUCAUGUUACUAUCAACAAACAAAUCACGAAUUUGUGUGAGAAUGCACAUGAUUUGAUUAUGAGUAUGCUUAAGUUUGACCCUGCGAAAAGAAUCAGCGCGUCCAAGGCGUUAGUUCAUCCAUAUUUUACAGAAGAACCUCUUAAUUCUUAAUUUAUCUCAUUACUUUUUUACUUUGAUCUGAUUUUCAAUAAAAAUAUGUUUUACUCUU